AUGAAGCUCGCUUUUCCCUUAUUCUCAGCUGCUCUUGCCCUUGGAACAAUAAGUUCAGAAGACACCUCUCAAAUCACCGAAGAAACUCGAAUCUGGACUCCAGAUACAACCGCUCGAAUCGAAUUCAAUCUCGUCGAAGGUGCCCUCACCGAAUCUUGGUCGAUCCCAGUCGAUGGGGAGGGAAACUACUUGCCGAACCAGUACUACCGAGUUUACGUCACAGCUCCAGAAGGCUACUCAAUCCGCGCUCGAAUCGCUGACAACGUCGACAUCGAGGAUGCCGGACUUGGCGGUGUGUGUGAUCAAGACGCUGCGAUUUUCUACAACGGUCCCGAUGGAAAUUUCGAGCUUGCCCGCCUCUGCGGCGCGAUUGCGAACCCCAUGGAUGUUGUUGGGACCAGAUCCGACAUGACACUCGUUUUCAAGUCGAACGAAAAUGUGAUCGUCAAAACUGGAAUGAGCGUUACUUUCACAGCGUUUUCGGAGCCGCCAAAUAAUCUCGCUUGGAACUCGGUUCAGAACGCGUUUGAGGAUAUCAAGAGCUUGGUGUUUGAUGGACAUGAUCAUAAAAGAGAUCAUAUUCAAGAUCGAAAGGCGAAGCACUUCCAAAACAUCUUCUCCCGCUUCACCUGGAUGGGCGAGCACAACAAAAUGCCCGGCGAUUGCUCUGUAAUGGCGGACGUAGGAGAAGAAGCAGACUUUGUACCCCCAGUCGUCGAUGAAAAUGCACCAUGUGAUACGAUUGCAAAUUUUGUUGCCGCUCUUAGAAGCUUCCACUACACCUAUGUCUGCAUGGACGGAAUCGACACCAGCGUCAAUAAACGAAUGAUUCCAGCGAAGACCAAGGCAAUGCUCAAGAGGCAAGAAGAUUUUCUUACCAAUCAGAAGUUUCAUGCGAUGGGCUGCCUUUUGGCGCCAUAA
Molecule: messenger RNA, 921 nt
Organism: Oikopleura dioica
Lineage: Eukaryota; Metazoa; Chordata; Appendicularia; Copelata; Oikopleuridae
Source: the annotation of a GenBank genome assembly